Molecule: messenger RNA, 4131 nt
Organism: Sinocyclocheilus anshuiensis
Lineage: Eukaryota; Metazoa; Chordata; Actinopteri; Cypriniformes; Cyprinidae
Product: protein diaphanous homolog 3-like
Exons: 26
Coding region: 1-2916 (971 amino acids)
Biological process (GO): actin filament polymerization; actin cytoskeleton organization
Cellular component (GO): actin filament
Molecular function (GO): small GTPase binding; actin binding
Source: RefSeq, a predicted model, not a curated record
AUGAGAAAUUGGAAGGGCGGUAGUUUGAGGAGCAGCAGUCAGAUCGCUCCUCAGGAGUUUCUGAGUGAACUGAAAUGUGGUGCCACCGAUGAGAGACUGUUUGCCUGUUUGGACUCCCUCAGAGUGUCACUUACUAGCAACCCAGUCAGCUGGGUGCAGAGUUUUGGCCAUGAGGGUCUGGGCCUCCUGUUGGAUACGCUGGAGAAGCUCCUCCUCAAAAAACACCAAGAAAAGGUGGAUAAGAAGAGUCAACACAAAGUCAUUCAGUGCCUCAAAGCCUUUAUGAACAACAAGUAUGGACUGGAGCGGAUCCUUGGAGAGGAGAAGAGUCUGGCACUGUUGGCCCAAGCCAUUGACCCUGGUCAGCCGGCCAUGAUGACAGAUGUGGUCAAACUGCUGUCUGCAAUCUGCAUUGUGGGAGAAGAAAAUACUUUGGAGAAGGUCCUUGAGGCCAUCACCAUGGCAACUGAGGGAAGAGGGGUGGCCCGCUUUAACCCUAUCGUUCAAGGUCUUAGUGUUCGCUCGGUCCAAUUACAGGUGGCUUGCAUGCAGCUCAUCAAUGCCCUCGUAACGUCUCCUGAUGAGUUGGACUUCAGGCUGCACAUCCGAAAUGAAUUUAUGCGCUGCGGCCUGCGAGAGAUUCUGCCGAGCCUGAACGCUGUAAAAAAUGAUGCUCUGGAUAUCCAGCUGAAGGUCUUCGAGGAGCACAAGGAGGAGGACAUGAUUGAGUUCUCCCAUCGCCUGGAGGACAUCAGGAAUGAACUAGAUGAUAUUGGAGAUGUCUUUAAUGUGUUAUACUCCUCUGUGAAGGACACAAGCACUGAGAGCCAUUUUCUUUCCAUACUACAGCACCUGCUUCUGGUCAGGAAUGACUAUUUCACACAGCCUCAGUAUUUUAAGAUCAUAGAGGAGUGUGUGUCUCAAAUCGUCCUUCAUCGUAGCGGCACAGAUCCUGACUUUGCCUACCGCAAACGUUUGGAUGUGGACUUCAGCCACCUGUUAGAGGUGUGUGUGGAUAAAGCCAGGGCUGAAGAGUUUGAACAGAGGGCCUCAGAGUUAGCUCAAAAGCUUGAUGAGGAGUUCCUGGGCAGACAGGAAGCUCAAGCCCAGUUGUUGAAGAAAGAGGAGAAGAUCAAUGAGCUGGAAGCUGAAAUUCAGUCCUAUAGAAACCAGACACCUCCUCCUCCUCCUCUGGCGCUGGGCGCGCUGACAUCCUCCACAAUCCAACUCAUAUUGCCUUUCGGCCUCAAACCCAAGAAGGAAUUCAAGCCAGAGACUUCCAUUAAGCGCCUCAAUUGGUCCAAGAUCUCACCCCAGGAGAUGUCCGAGAACUGUUUUUGGGUCAUCGCCAAAGAGGACCGUUACGAGAAUGAGGACCUGCUGACCAGGCUCGCCAUCACCUUCAGCACACAGAGAGCUGAAGCCAAAGUGUCUGAGGAGAGUGAACCUGUGGAAGAGCCACUCAAGUACACUCGACGAGAAGAUGAGGACCUGGAGGGGAAGAAAUGCAUCAAAAAGAGGGUCAAAGAACUGAAAGUGCUGGACCCAAAGAUAGCACAGAACCUCUCCAUUUUCCUGGGGUCAUUCCGUAUGCCCUACGAGGAGAUCAGGAGAAUUAUUUUAGAGGUGGACGAGGAUCAGCUGACUGAGCCCAUGAUCCAGAAUCUCGUGAAGUACCUGCCUGAUCAGGAGCAGCUGAACGCACUGGUCAAGUACAAGAGCGAAUAUGCCAACCUCUCUGAACCGGAGCAGUUUGGAGUAGUGAUGAGUAGCGUGAAGCGUUUGAGGCCCAGGCUCAACUCCAUCUUGUUUAAGCUGCAGUUUGAAGAACAAGUGAGUAACUUGCGUCCGGACAUCAUGGCGGUGAACACAGCCUGUGACGAGAUGAGGAAGAGCAAACCUUUCAGCAGGCUGCUGGAACUCAUUCUGCUCGUGGGGAACUUCAUGAACGCUGGCUCGCGGAACGCCCAGUCCUUCGGCUUUAACCUCAGCUCGCUCUGCAAGCUGAAGGACACUAAAUCGGCUGAUCAGAAGUCCACUCUGCUUCACUUCCUGGCAGAGAUCUGUGAGGAGAAAUUCCCUGAAGUACUGAAGUUUGUGGAGGAUCUACAGCACGUGGACCAGGCCAGUCGAGUAUCAGCAGAAAACCUUGAGAAGAGCCUGAGACAGAUGGAGAAACACCUGCUACAGUUGGAGAAGGAUCUGGACACUUUCAGCUCCACAGACGACCAGCAGGACCUGUUACACAGCAAGAUGGCAAGGUUCUCUAUGCAGGCGAGAGAUCAGUACCUGAAGCUGGUGAUCAUGCACAGUAAUAUGAUGACCCUUUACCUCAACAUGCUGGAGUAUUUCGCCAUCGACUCCAAGAAGACCUCCGUGGAGGAACUCUUCACUGACCUCAGCAACUUCAGAGCCAUGUUCAUGCAAGCAGUGAAGGAGAAUGCAAGGAGAAGAGAGGCGGAGGAGAAGCAGAGGAAAGCGAGGAUAGCCAAAGAGAAGGCGGAACGAGAGAAGCAGGAGCGGCAGACGAAGAAGAAGAGACUGCUGGAGGUCAACACAGAGAACGAUGAGACCGGUGUGAUGGAUUGUCUGCUGGAGGCACUGCAGUCUGGAGCCGCUUUCAGAGACCGCAGGAAAAGAGCACCCCGACCCCGAGAAAACAUGAAGGCACCUCUGCAAAGGUCACGGUCGCGGCAGAAUAUCAAUUUCAACUCGACACGUGCACCCACUACCAAGGAGCCUCAUUACGAGAGUGAGCCCCAUCCUUCUGCAGCCCACAGGCUGACCCACCGGCCCGAGGGGGAGAGAGAAAAAGCCAGAGUGCGAGAGAAGGAAAAAGAGCAAACUCCGAUGCUUUGCUCAUCCAAUGGUGACACAGACGUGGAGGCCUUGCUGGCCCGCCUGCGUGCCCUAUGAUGACAUCACUGCUUCCCCAGACCUCUCGGGUUUGACCUCUGUAGUCAGUACGGUGACACGGACACAAAAAAGAAACACAUAGCUCGCAGUCACUUUUUGCUAAUAAAUGCCGUCGGGUUGCGCUCAUACACGCAAAGGAAAAGUCUUAAUAAUUAACCUUUCCCAUCCGUCUCCUCUGCCCUUUUACGUCUAACAGCAGACUUGUUGUCCACAGAAGUGCGAGUCUUUGUGCUGGUCGGGUCCAGGAUGAAAACUCAUUGCUAUGUUUUAUUAAGCAGCUAAUUACCAGACUGUUUAGAAUGACCUUUGGUCUUUUUUUUAUGUCAUAAACAGACCAAUUAUUACUCUUUAAAAGGCUUCAUGCUGCUCUUUAAGGCACUCAUACAUGUGUAUUUUCACUUACAUAGACGUUUGACCUAUAACAGUUCAAAUUUAUCAAAUCUAAUUUUCCCUUCCCGCAUUCAGACUUAUUUAACCCUUUCAUAAAACCCCCAAAAUAUUUUUGCAUCCUUAAUAACAUAGCUAUAUCUUAACAUGUUUAUUAUAAAUAUAAAUCACUUUUUUUUUUCAGUGUUAAUCUUUUUGACCUAUGUUUGUAUUCGUGUAUAUGUAUUCAAAUUAAUAAAAAGUUUUAAUAUGCAUGGAAAUCUUUAUACUUAAAAACAAUUACUUGUGUACUUAUUUUUUUCUGUUUUUGAGAUUAAAAAGAAUGUAUUAGUUGGCUUUUGGCCCCCUCAAGAGAGACGGCACUAUGCAAGAGCAGCGGUUCUGUAUUAGGAGAGCCGCUGACAGCAGAUCCCUGAGUGCCAGGAGUAUUUGUACUACUUAGCAAACCUCACUGAUGUAAUGCACACUCCUCUUCUGCACAUUUAUUCUUGGAUCUGCGGCUUUUCCAAAUAACAUUUCCAUUUUUUUUUUUUAUGUUAGACACUCAAUUUCUUUAGUUUCUUUUUGUGUUUGUUUGUCUUGUUGUGUGCACGUGUUUUCUCAUUGUAUAAUUGACUAGUUUUCAUGUUCUUCCUUAUGAUGUUUUCUGUAUUAUUCCUGAUGUGAUUUUCCCUCUGUCCUGCUGUCAAUCAGGUAUGACAUUAGAUUGAGAUUAGCUGUGAAAUCACAUCUCUUCUCUCUCUCUCAUUCUCCCUGGACUUACUGCACUCCCAUCACCUUUUUUGAUUCUUUGAAACAACAUUCCUGUUAUUGGAUAGACAUUAUUGC